UCUUUCGAGGGUUACCAGCUUUUAAAUAUUUUUCCAGAGGUUAAAAAUUAAUUUCCAAAUGAAUAUCUGAGGUGGGUCGCAGUCCUUGGCAGAGACAUAAACCCUAUCUCCAACAUGAAGCUCGCUCAUGUUAUUCUGUUAUUUUUGUGCUUCUACUCAAGUGCUUGUAAGCUCACUUCAACAUCACACACAUUUCAAGAGGAUCUAUUGGAUAGAAAUUGCUUAACAAAAAAAUACACACAUCUCUCCUGUAAUAAAGUCUUCUGCCAACCAUGGCAGAAAUGCAUUGACAGGACCUGUACCUGCAAGCUUCCUUAUCAGUGCCCAAAGAAUGGUACCACGGUGUGCUCAACUAAUGGAAAAAGUUACCCAACUUACUGUCAGCAAAAGAGUUUUGAAUGUCUUCGUCCACAGGCAAAGUUUUUAAAUAAUGGAACAUGUACAGCUGAAGGACAAUUUAGUGUUUCCUUGAAGUAUGGACAAACAGAGUUAGAGGGAAUUGUUGAAGUCCAACUUGUGGGCCAAGAUGAGAAAGCGUUCAUAUGUAAAAGCAGCUGGAGCAUGACCCAGGCCAACGUGGCCUGCCUGGACCUUGGCUUUCCACAGGGUGCUCUCCGUACUCAAGGAAGAUUUCUUAUGCCUGAAGAUGCCUCUGUAAAUGAGACUGAAUGCCUGCAUGUGCACUGUCGAGGAUUAGAGACCAGUUUGGCUGAAUGUACUUUUACUAAAACAAGAACUAACAGAUCCCAGAAAUUAGCUAGUGUGGUGUGUUACACACAGAAUGCAGAUCCAACACACGACUUGUUUCAGUGCGUGAAUGGGAAAUACAUUCCUCAAAAGAGGGCCUGUAAUGGAAUCAAUGAUUGUGGAGACCAAAGUGAUGAGCUGUGUUGUAAAGGGUGCCAAGGUGAAAGUUUCCUUUGUAAAUCAGGGGUUUGUAUUCCACGGCAGUAUAAAUGCAAUGGUGAGGUGGACUGCAUCACAGGAGAAGAUGAAAUUGGUUGUGAAGAAGCUGGACAUCCUGAAAUUCGAGUCCUUCCACCUAUGGCUCAAGAGGAAACUGAAAUCUUGACUGCUGAUAUGGAUGCAGAAAGAAAAAGGAUAAAGUCAUUUUUACCUACACUAUCCUGUGGAGUUAAAGACAACACACACAGUCGAAGGAAACGAGUGGUGGGAGGACAGCCCGCACACAUGAAGGACUUCCCGUGGCAGAUGGCAAUUAAGGAUGGAGACAAAAUCACCUGUGGAGGAAUUUAUAUCGGUGGCUGUUGGAUGCUGACUGCUGCACAUUGCGUCAGAGUCAGUAAAAUUCAUCGUUACCAAAUAUGGGCAGCAUUGCUAAACUGGUUUAGGCCUAACUCUGAGGUAAAAAUUCAGUAUGUGAAUAGAAUUAUCAUCCAUGAAAACUACAACGGAGGCACCUACCAAAAUGACAUAGCUUUGAUUGAAUUGAAGAAACACCCAAGCAAAAAAGAAUGUGUGCUGCCUUAUACCAUCCCUGCCUGCAUCCCCUGGUCUCCGUAUCUAUUCCAACCCAAUGAUAGAUGCAUUGUUUCUGGAUGGGGUCGAGAAAAAGAUAACGAAAAGGUCUAUUCACUCAGGUGGGGUGAAGUUAAAUUAAUAGGCAACUGCUCCAAGUAUUACCCAAAUCGCUACUAUGAAAAAGAAAUGCAAUGUGCAGGUACAGAUGAUGGUUCCAUCGAUGCCUGUAAAGGGGACUCCGGAGGCCCUUUAGUCUGUACAGAUGUUAACAAUGUGACUUAUGUUUGGGGUAUUGUGAGUUGGGGUGAAAACUGUGGAGAAAAAGAGUUCCCAGGUGUUUACACCAAAGUGGCCAAUUAUUUUGACUGGAUUAGCAACCAUGUGGGAAGGUCUCUUAUUUCUCAGCACAAUGUAUAAAACUGUGAUCUCCUUCUCCUCCUACUCUUCUAUUAGAGUUCCAUUUUAAUUGAAAUGAAAGAGUGUGUAAGUAAUACUUCUCUGGGUAAAAACAAUGAAGCAAAUUUUAUUGGAUACUUUCCCAGGUCUCUAAAAUUGCUACUUUGGAAUCUUGCCGUAUAACCCGCAGAUAGAAACUUUCGGCAGGCAUACAAAUUUUAUUUACCGGAAAAAUUGAUUAAAUUAUCUCUCUGUACAAAAGCGAUGUAUUGACUAUACUAAAGGUUUGGCUAGUGAAUGAAUCUGGAGUCAGAUUAGCUUGGGUUCAAACCCCAGCUCUCCCACCUACUAACUGCUUGACCCUGGGUGAUUUGUUUUCUUAGUGUCUCAUUUUUUCAUCUGUAAAAUGGAAACUGGAAUUUCGUGAAAAUAAAACUACAUACUUACUAAAAA
Molecule: messenger RNA, 2331 nt
Organism: Choloepus didactylus (southern two-toed sloth)
Lineage: Eukaryota; Metazoa; Chordata; Mammalia; Pilosa; Megalonychidae
Gene: CFI
Product: complement factor I
Exons: 14
Coding region: 115-1899 (594 amino acids)
Biological process (GO): proteolysis
Cellular component (GO): membrane
Molecular function (GO): serine-type endopeptidase activity; protein binding
Source: RefSeq, a predicted model, not a curated record